CAUCACUCUCUCUCUCUCACUCACUAUCAAACAAGAAUAAUAGAAGCCACUUAUUCUUAAUAAUAAAAUAAUACUUUUCUCUCAUAAACAAAAAAAAAGCAUGUUAUGUAGUGGGGUUUUAGAUUUUUCAUAAUAUAUAUGUACAUAUAAUGAAAGCUUCUUACCUUUUGUUUGAAAAUCAUUCUUAGGGUUCUUCAUGACAUGAGGGAUCCUUGAGAGUUAUUUUUUUCUUUUUAUAUUUUGGAGUGAUGCAUGUUUUUUUGGCUUGAUUUUUGGAUUUCCCUUUCAUUUGGGUUUUUAAAGAGAAAAAAAUUGAAGUUAGCUAUGAAUUUCGUCGCUUAAUUAUGUAUAGCUAAUAUAAUAUUUUCGUUAUUGUUAAGUAGAAUUAUUGACAUAUUUUAUUAUUUUAGGUACUAAAUUUUAUUUUCGUUAUUGCUAAGUAGGAUUAUUGACAUAUUUUAUUAUUUUAGGUACUAAAUUUAUGUGUCACUAAUUUUUUUUUUUGUCGAUAGUGUUUAAACAAACAUGUAAAAAGGUAUUUUUUUCCUUUUUUAAUUUAUUAUUAUGGAGGGGAAUUAUGGAGAGGCUAUUGAGUGGGAUUGCCAAUUAUUUGAUGAAAAUGUUUUUAAUAAAAGUUUUCCCAAGCCUAGCAUUGCUCAACGCCGGGAAGAAAAAUGUGGUUUCAAUGCUUCCGGCAUGAGUACUUCGACGAUGUCGCCGCCACCGGAUAGGCAAACUUUUCUUACUAUACCGCCGGGACUAGCUCCGACAGCAUUGCUUGACUCUCCGGUUAUGCUUCCGAAUCCACAGGCACCACAAUCUCCUACUACUGGAAGCUUUCAACAGUUCCCCAACUCAAUGUCCAACACUCCAUCUCAUGUGGUCAUCAAUGCUAAUUGUCCAAUCAAGACUAAUACUGUUAUUGAUCAUCAUCAUCAUCCCCUUUUAUUCCCAUCUUCAUCAAACACUCAAUCUCAGAUUACAUCGAGAUAUCAUGAAUUAGGUACCUGCAGUUCAGAUAUCAAGCCUGAAGAAAACAUGAGUGGCAUAAUUAACUUCACAAAUACUACUAAGCAAGAAAAUUACCAUCGUGCAAUGAAUCCAAAUAUUAGUAAUUCAACCGGACCAGAUGAUGGAUAUACUUGGAGAAAAUAUGGUCAAAAAACCGUCAAAGGUAGUGAAUUUCCUAGAAGCUACUACAAAUGUACUGGACAAAAUUGCACUGUGAAGAAAAAAGUAGAACGCUCUCCAAAUGGACAGAUCACAGAAAUUAUUUACAAUGGUGAACAUAAUCAUCAGAAAUCUCAACCUAUUCGACGUGCAAUAACAAGUUCCAAGUCUUGUGAUUUAACAGAAAUAUUAAAUCAUCCAAACAUUAAUAUGAAUCUAUUUGAAACUACUCGUGAGCCUUGUUCGCCACUUGUGAGUUGUGAGGAUGAAGAUGAAGAUGAAGAUGAGGUUAGAGCCAUAGGAGGGAUCAUUUCCAUCGAUGAUAAUGAAUUUGAGCAAAGGAGGAGAAGAGACUAUUAUCCCGCUGAAAUGAAUUUAUCGUCGAGAUCAACAAAAGAACCAAGAGUGAUAGUUCAAAUAGAGAGUGAGAUUGAUAUUCUUGACGAUGGUUAUCGCUGGAGAAAAUAUGGCCAAAAAGUUGUGAAAGGCAACCCAAAUCCAAGGAGCUAUUACAAAUGUACAAGUCCAAGUUGUCCAGUAAGAAAACAGAUAGAAAGGGCACCCGAUGACAUUAAAUCAGUCAUCACAACGUAUGAAGGAAAACAUAAUCAUCAAGUGCCUUCAAUAAACAAGACAAAUGGUGUUACGGCAACUGCUACGGUUGGAAACCAAUCUUCACCUCUAAUGUCAAACGAUAAAUCUUCUAUGUUGCCAUUUUCAGAAAGCCAUAAAGUUUCAAAUCUUGAAACACAAGUACAAGAUUUUAACUUCCAAUUGGAAAGAACAAAUUUUGUUGAAAAUCAACUUAGUAACCUUCGAUGUGGACCCCUCUUUGACUUGAGAUUCCCACCUAACCUUCUAUCCUACAAUUCAUUUCUCUUUAAUUCUACACACAUAUCAAAUUCACUCCCGUUUAACCUACAAAUGCCUCAUUUUUCAUUGCCCAAUAGAGUACCUCCUCCCGAUGAAUUUCAUUUUAACAUAAACACCAUUUCUAGCAAUAAGAAAUCAAAAGCUUCUUUACGAGAUCAACAAUAACCAUCUCUUGCAAUAGGAAACAAAAGCUUAUUCAAGAGAUGAACAAUAACAAUAAAAAUUCAAGAAUGAAACAUCUAUUUCAUUCUUCAGAUAUGUUAUGGACAAGUUUUCUUAGUCGUGAAAUUUCAUUAGUCUAUUGCACCUUCGAAAGAAGGUAAAAGUACUGAAAUGCGAAUAAAGAAAAAAAGGGAAUGGAAGAUGGAGAAAGGUUGAUACUAACAUAGCCUCAUUGUUUUUGGCUUUUAAAAAUGUUUCACGGAUUGAUUUCUAUGUUUUUAUUGUUUUUAACUCAUUUUUUGGUGAUGAACUCAUGUUGGAAUAAGAUCUACCUUUUUUUUUAUGUCA
Molecule: messenger RNA, 2553 nt
Organism: Solanum pennellii
Lineage: Eukaryota; Viridiplantae; Streptophyta; Magnoliopsida; Solanales; Solanaceae
Product: probable WRKY transcription factor 3
Exons: 5
Coding region: 565-2208 (547 amino acids)
Biological process (GO): regulation of DNA-templated transcription
Molecular function (GO): DNA-binding transcription factor activity; sequence-specific DNA binding
Source: RefSeq, a predicted model, not a curated record